Molecule: messenger RNA, 1195 nt
Organism: Schistocerca cancellata (South American locust)
Lineage: Eukaryota; Metazoa; Arthropoda; Insecta; Orthoptera; Acrididae
Exons: 3
Coding region: 2-1195 (397 amino acids)
Biological process (GO): apoptotic DNA fragmentation
Cellular component (GO): nucleus; mitochondrial inner membrane
Molecular function (GO): metal ion binding; nucleic acid binding; single-stranded DNA endonuclease activity
Source: RefSeq, a predicted model, not a curated record
GAUGGCCCCACAGACGCCGCUGCUGCUGGCAUUGCUGCUCGCCACGGCUGGCCACGCCGCCCCACUGCCUCGUGCAGGUUGCUCGGUGGACGUGAACGGGUCCAAGAUGCCUGACCCACAGCCCCUGCUGCUGAAGCCCGGCGGUAGCAAAGACGUGCACGGCUUCGUGACGCCGGACUCUUCGGGGAUGAUCUCGCUCGGCCAGAACGAGCAGAUCAUCGUCGCGUGUCCCGACAACAGCCUCCAGGUCACCGGGCAGUCGCAGGCGACGGCCUCCUGCGUCUCUGGUUCCACCUUCUCGAUCAACGGGCAGUCGUACGACUUUGCUGAUCUCAGAUGCAGGUCCCAGCCGAAGCCGUCAGGCGUGAAGACAGGCGGCUCGUGUGGCGGCAGCGGACAGUACCAGGUGGUCCAGCUGGGCUUCCAGGUCGGCUCCGACUUCUACACGCUCAUCGACGCCUGCUUCGACGAUCGGUCCUACAACACGGUGUACGACCACUUCACGAUGGUCGCCGAAAUGGGGGGCAAGCAGAGCGGCUUCGACCGGCCCGACUGGCUGGACGGCGGCUUCUACGGCAACGUCGACAUGGAUAAGCAGUACAAACGCGCCACGCAGAUCCCCAGCGAGCUGGGGUCCAAGUACAUUUCCGAGACCAACGACUACUUCCUUUCCAAGGGACACCUCACUGCUAAGGCUGAUUUCAGUCUCGGCGCGCAGGAGUACGCCACGUUCUUGUAUGUGAACGCUGCGCCGCAGUGGCAGACUGUCAAUGGUGCCAACUGGAACACCAUGGAGAACAAUGUACGUUCGUACGCUGCGAACAACCGGCUCGAGCUCGAAAUCUACACGGGUACACAAGGCAUCACGACGCUGCCCAACGUCAACAACGUCGAGACGGAGCUGUACCUUUAUGCUGAUGGCAGCAAGUACAUUCCAGUUCCGAAGAUCUUUUGGAAAAUCGUCUACAACGCUAACACUAAGGCAGCAGUUGUGUUCGUGGGCGUAAACAAUCCGUACAUCGCUAACCCCGGAUCUGACUACUAUGCAUGCACAGACAUAUGUAGCAAGAUCAGUUGGAUAUCCUGGAAGGCCACGGAUCAGGUGAAGGGCUACUCGUACUGUUGCGAGUACGCAGACUUCAAGAACUCCGUGGCCGACGCACCCAGCCUCAGCGUUAACUCUCUGCUUACCUGA